AGUUGUAUUUCUCCGUCCUGUUCAGCCUCUGCUGGCGGGCUCUCGGACCCCACUCCUCCAGGCAGCUUCCCAUCUGGAUUCUUCUGCAUGGAAAAUCCCCGGCCCUGAAAUACGGACGGGCCCAGUGCCUGCAGCCUCCUUGCAUUCGUGCCUUAUCCAGGGGACUGUCCCCACCCCCAAGGCUUGCCUCCACCGGGUCGUGGAGGGAGAGGCGUUACGACCGCGUCCCUGGAAUCUCUCCCUGCUUGUGGUGGUAUAGGUCGGGCUGGUUGCUUUUCCUGGGACUGGGGAUAUGGAUUUGCACGUUUCCUUCAGUGACUGAUCCAGUGCCUAGGUCGACCCCACAUUUUAUGUCUUUGCUCCCAUCCCCCUCUCCUCGCGUCUUCUGAAAUUGGGAUGCCCCCAAACUGAGCGGGGACCGGCUUGAGACGCCCAACCCUUGGAUUGCCAAAGCCCGCAGCCGAUCCGAGGGUAUUAUUGCACAACCCAACCGAGAGGAAACCGUGCCGGGCUCUCUCGGGCCCCUCCCCAUCUCUCUCCCUCUGCUUCCCUCUCGAGUCCCCAUCCCCUGCCCGCGGGGCUCCUUGGAUGAUCUUCCAGGGAAAGGGAACCGGCCAGGGCGAGGGUCAGGGCGCGGGGGCAUUCUCCGUCUCUCCUUCCUUGAAGUAAAGAGGACAGCUCUAGAGAUUGGCUGGACACCCGAAAAAUGUCCGCGAAGGAGAACCCCUGCCGGAAAUUUCAGGCCAACAUCUUCAACAAAAGCAAGUGUCAGAAUUGCUUCAAGCCCCGGGAAUCUCAUUUGCUCAAUGAUGAAGAUUUAAACCAGGCAAAACCCAUUUAUGGUGGCUGGCUGCUUCUCGCUCCAGAAGGGACUGAUUUCGACAAUCCUGUGCACAGAUCUCGGAAAUGGCAGAGGAGAUUCUUCAUCCUCUAUGAACAUGGACUUCUGCGCUAUGCCUUGGAUGAAAUGCCUACAACCCUUCCUCAGGGCACCAUCAACAUGAACCAGUGCACAGAUGUGGUAGAUGGAGAGGGCCGGACCGGCCAAAAGUUCUCUUUGUGCAUUCUGACGCCUGAGAAGGAACACUUCAUCCGGGCUGAGAACAAAGAGAUCAUCAGUGGGUGGCUGGAGAUGCUCAUCGUCUACCCUAGGACCAAUAAACAGAACCAGAAGAAGAAACGGAAGGUAGAGCCUCCAACUCCUCAGGAGCCUGGCCCUGCCAAAAUGGCUGUCACCAGCAGCAACAUUCCGAGUGCAGAAAAAAUCCCAACCACAAAGUCUACACUCUGGCAGGAGGAGAUAAGGGCCAAGGACCAGCCAGAUGGGAAUACCCUUAGCCCAGUACCAAGUUCGGGAUCAAGUCAAGUCCUCCCAGCCAGCCCAUUGAAAGAACCUGGGCUGGAAAACAAAGAAGAGGAGAGCACCAUGAAUGGUGACCGAGUAGACUGUGGACGGAAGGCCAGAGUGGAAAGUGGCUACUUUUCCCUGGAGAAGACAAAGCAAGACCUGAAGGCAGAAGAGCAGCAGUUGCCACCACCACCAUCCCCUCCCAGCCCCAGCAUCCCCAAUAACAGGUAUAGUUACCCAGAAACACCUUUCCAGGAGCAUGGCCGCCCCUUUUCUUCCCCAGGUCCCCAGGCUGCCGGUCGAAUAGUCUACAGCAUCUCCCUGAACUCCUUGGAUUCAGCAAGUCGGCACCCCACCCACACGGACUCCAGCGGUGCUGGGGGGAGGGAAGCAGAGAAACCGGGGCGCCUAUUUGCCUUUAAAGCCAGCAGGCAGUACACCACUCUAGCCGACGUGCCUAAGGCCAUCCGGAUCAGUAAUCGAGAGGCCUUCCAGGUGGAGAGAAGGCGGCUGGAGCGCAGGACUCGGGCCCGCAGCCCUGGCAGGGAGGAGGUGGCUCGUCUGUUUGGCAACCAAAGGAGGAGAUCCCAGGUAAUUGAAAAAUUUGAGGCCUUGGACAUUGAGAAGGCUGAGCACAUGGAGACCAACUUGUCAGCCGGGCCCGUGCUAUCUAGUGACACCCGUCAGGGCCGAAGUGAGAAGAGAGUUUUCCCCAGGAAGCGGGACUGCACCACCGAAGCUAUGGCCUCUGCCGCUGGCUCCAUUCCAGAUGUUUCAGCUUCUCCCCUGUCUCCGCACCGAAGAGCCAAGUCACUGGAUAGAAGGUCCACAGAGUCCUCUAUGACGCCUGACCUGCUGAACUUCAAGAAAGGCUGGCUGACCAAGCAGUACGAGGACGGCCAGUGGAAGAAACACUGGUUUGUCCUGGCGGAUCAGAGCUUGAGAUACUACAGGGAUUCAGUAGCUGAGGAGGCGGCUGAUCUGGAUGGUGAAAUUGACUUGUCUACCUGUUGCAAUGUCACUGAAUAUCCAGUCCAGAGAAACUAUGGCUUUCAGAUCCAUACCAAAGAAGGAGAGUUCACUCUUUCUGCCAUGACUUCUGGAAUUCGACGAAAUUGGAUCCAGACCAUCAUGAAACAUGUACACCCAACCACUGCCCCAGAUGUCACUAGCUCAUUGCCAGAAGAGAAGAACAAAACCAGCCCUUCCUUUGAGACCUGCUCAAAGCCAAGUGAGAAACAGGAUGUGGAUCAAGCCGAGUUGGAUCCUGAGCAGAAAAGGAGUCGUGCCCGGGAAAGGAGGCGAGAGGGACGUUCUAAAACCUUUGACUGGGCUGAGUUUCGACCUAUCCAGCAAGCCCUGGCUCAAGAAAGGGCUAAUGCCACAGAUUCCUCUAAGACACGAGAACCCGGGAGUUCAGAAAUGGACCUCACAGAGCUGGAGAAGGAGCGUGCACGGAGGAGAGAAGAGCGGCGUAAACGCUUUGAGAUGAUUGAUUCUGUUGAUGGGCCAAGUGCGGAUGACACUAUCUUACGGAUGGAGGUGGACAGGAGUCCAGUGUUACCAGUGGCCACAGAGCUGAAGCCACAGAAUGUCCAUGUGGAAAUUGAGCAACGAUGGCAUCAGGUGGAGACUACCCCUCUUCGUGAGGAGAAACAAGUGCCCAUUGCCCCUUUGCACCUGUCUUCAGAAGAUAGCAGUGACAGGCUCCCAACACAAGAGCUAACCUCCUUGUUGGAGAAGGAGCUGGAGCAGAGCCAGAAGGAAGCCUCAGAUCUCUUAGAACAGAACCGACUUCUGCAGGAUCAGCUAAAGGUGGCUUUGGGUCGGGAGCAGAGUGCCAGGGAGGGCUACGUGUUGCAGACGGAGGUGGCCACGUCACCAUCCGGCGCCUGGCAGAGGCUCCAUAAAGUCAAUCAAGAUCUCCAAAGUGAGCUUGAAACCCAAUGCCAGCGCCAGGAGUUGAUCAAUCAUCAAAUUCAAUCCCUGAAACGUAGUUACGGGGAGGCAAAGGACAUCAUCCGACACCACGAGGCUGAAAUCCAACGGCUGCAGGCAAGACUGAGCAAUGCUGCGGCCGAGCUGGCCAUCAAAGAGCAGGCUCUGGCCAAGCUCAAGAGUGACUUAAAGAUGGAGAAGGAGAAAGUCACGGAGCAGCUGGAAGAGUGGCAACAGAGUGAGAGCACCCUGAGCUUCCAGCUGAGAGUGAGUGAGCAGCAACUGCGGAGCGCCGAAGCCCUGCUCCUCGAGAAGACCCAAGAACUGAGGGACCUGGAGAUGCAGCAGGCCUUACACCGUGACCAUCAGAAGGAGGUGCAGAGGCUCCAGGACAGAAUUGCUGACCUCAGCCAGCAGCUCGGGGCCAGGGAACAGGCUCAGGCCCUCAUGGAGGAGAAGCUCCAGAAGAAUUAUGAGCUUUUGUUGGAAAGCUGUGAGAAGGAAAAACAGGCUUUGCUGCAGAACCUGAAGGAGGUGGAGGACAAGGCCUGUGAGUAUGAAGAUCAGCUCCAAGACCACGAGCAGCAGAUGGAGAUUCUUCAGAAAGAGAAACUGAGUGCGAAAUUUGAAGGCAGCGAGAUCGUUCAUCAGCUGGAGGAGCAGUUGGAGGUGAAGGAGGCCAGCAUCCAGACACUGGCCGAGCACAUCCGGAGUCUCCAGGAAGAACGGGAUGAAAUCAAGCAGCGAUUCUCAGAGCUGAUGAAUCAAGUUGCAGAGUCUGACCACAAAGUUGCUCAACUACAAGAAAAACUCAAGUCAUGGGAGGUGGAUUAUCAAACGCUGGAGCGCUCUUAUCAGAAGGUAUUGGAACAGUUCCAGGGCAUGCACACAGUCCUGAAAGAGAAGGAAGAUGAAUUGAAACACAUCAAGGAAAUGCAUGAGAAAAUUCUGGAAAGGAAAGACCAGGACCUCCAUGAGGCUCUGGUGAAAAUGGCUGCUUUGGGGGGCAGCCUGGAAGAAACUGAAAUGAAGCUCUUCCGUGCAAAGGAGGAGCUGCUAAGAAAGGCUGCUGAUGGCAGCACGAAGGACAUGGAAGAGCCAUGUGCUAGGCUGGAUGUGCAAGAAGAUAGUCCUGCUGAUCUGGGACCACGCAUACAAGUUCCAGGAGCACCGCUGGGUUCUUAUAACACACCCCUGCAAAACGAAGAAGCUGGUCUGAAGGAAGUGUGUGGUGAGCCCUCUGAGCGAGGCCCAGAAGAUGCCAUAGCACCCCUCAAGUCAACAGAGCCUCAAGAUCAACAAGGGCAUCAAAAAACCGUCACGAAGCCUGAUGGGGGAGCCCCGGGUGCUAAAAGACAGAGAAUUCGUUUUUCAAGCAUCCAGUGCCAAAAAUACAUUCAUCCAGAAGGGUCCGAAAAGAACUGGACAAGUAGCACAUCUUCAGACACCAGCCAGGAUCGGUCACUCUCGGAGGAGAGCAUGUCAUCAGAACCCAUUCCUAGUUGUAUCUCUUCUGGGGUCAGUGACCCUGAAACUUAUCUUUCCAUAAUACAUUCCUUGGAAACCAAGCUUUAUAUCACUGAAGAAAAACUCAAAGAUGUGACUAUGAAACUGGAGAGUCAACAAGGCCAAAAUCAAGAGACUUUAAUUGCUCUUCACCACCAGUGGGCUGGCACGGAAUCACAGCUUCACGAACAGUUACAAGCUAGUCUGUCCCAAGUUGGUGCCUUGGUUUCUCAGCUAGAGAACGAAAGACAAGAAAAGCUGAAGAUGGUAGAAAACCAUGUUGGCGAGCUGGGGGACUUCCAAAUAAAAAACAGCCAGGCCCUAACCUGUUUAGAGAAAUGCAGGGAACAGCUAAGAUCUUUGCCAAAGGCUGAAAAUGAAAAAGAACGAGAUUUGUGCGUGACUACUUUGGCCAGCCUGGAGACCACUUUAUCAAAUGCGAUCCAGGUUUUACAUCACUUACCGUCCUCCUCUUCAAAUGGUAUGAGUCAAGCUCAGCCUGGAGAAGGCAGUUCAUUAAAUGAAGGGCAAUCAACUUUACAGAUGCAACCCCAGGUCCUUGAACUGACUGAGCAAGAGCAGUUGAGGUUACUUUCUCAGAGAAUAGCUUUUGAAGCUUCCUUGAUAAAUCAGAUAGCCGAGUCCUUAAAAAAUGCAAGUUCUGAUAUUUCCCAUAUUCUCCAAGAGAUUUACCUGACUGCAAAAGUGGCGAUGGAACCCACACAUGUGGUUAACACCGCCACGACUUUAGCAGAUGCCUUGUCUAAAAAAUUAAUACUGGAGGGUGAGUUUUGGAACCAGGUAGAGGAGCUAAGUAAGCACUUGGAACCACAUAGAGAAGAGGAAGCAAAUAAACCGGAAGCUGACCAUUUCCGUUUUCCACAAGACCUGGUCACAGCAGUAGCAGAUACUGCACUGAUCAGGGCAGAACUUGGUUUAACUGCACAGUCAAUGAGGGAGGCAUUUUACCAAAAGUUAGAGAGUAUUGAAGACAACCUCAACAAGACCAGAAUUGCACUUCGCCAGCAUAAGUGUGUGCUAGGUGAGAUCCUGAAAGCCUACAGAACUCCUGAUUUUGAUAGAGUAAUGCAACAGAUUUCAGAAACCUUUGGUCUCCCUGGUGGUGUUACGGGAGAUCUGCUGGUAGCUGGGGACUGGAGCUCGGCAGAAAUGCUGCCAUGCCCAGACUCGGGUGGAUCGCAGGAGUGCCCAAGCCUGCCAGGUCAGAGCAGUGUGGCGCUUAAUGAGCAGAUUGCCCAGCAGUUGAAGGAUAGGGCCCAGGUCCUAGAGGAAAUAGCUUCUGCUCUAAUCUCGCUUCCUGCAGCAGCAGAGUCCACAAGCGACUGUCAGCAGCUUCUCAGGGCUUCACAAAGCCUUUCCUAUUUUAGUUGCUUGAGUCACCUUGGCCAUUAUUCUUCCUUAUUAGUUCAAGAUGCAAUUAUUCAGGCUCAGGUUUGUUACUCGGUCUGCAAAAUGAGGCUGGAGUAUGAAAGAGAGCUCAAGCUUUACAAAGAGUCCUGGAAGAACAGCGUAGAUGCCUCAUACCAUGAACCCACACAGGCCAUUGUUGCCCUUCGGAUGGAGUAUGAAGAACUUCUUCACAAGCAGAAGAAUGAGUACUUGGAAGUGAUUUCCAUUAUUGAGAGGGAAAAUGAGGAGCUGAAAGCAAAAGUUGCUCAGCUGGAUUGCCAACAGCGGUGCUUGGAAGAAGUGGAAAGCAAGCACAGUGAAAGCAUCUUUGCUCUGCAGGGUAGAUACGAAGAGGAAAUCCGAAGUGUGGUGGAGCAAUUAAACAGCACCAAAACCACUUUGCAGGCAGAGAGAACCAGGGUCCUAAGUCAACUAGAUGCAUCUGUUAAAGAUAAGCAAGAUAUGGAAAGGUUUCAUGUGGAGCAAAUGCAGACCCUAGAGGACAAAUUUCAACUGAAAAUAAAAGAGUUGCAGUUAAUUCACGAAGAAGAACUUCGCACCUUGCAAGAACAUUAUACUCAGAACUUGCAAUGCUUACAAGAAACUCUUAACCAUUACCAAAGGCAGAAUCCAGAAGUCCCACCUUCCACAGAACCCCGAUCCAUCCAUCACAUUUGGCCCACAGACCAACUAGAUGGUGCGAUGCUAGUGACAGAAGGUGAGCCGGAUUCUAUGACUGGGCUGAGAGAACGCAUCCAAGAGCUGGAGGCCAAGAUGAACGUCAUGAGAGAAGAACUGGAACAUAAAGACCUGGAGGGAAAUGCCUCAACUCUGAGGGAAAAAUACCAAAAAGACUUUGAGAAUCUUAAGGCAACAUGUGAACGAGGGUUUGCUGCUAUGGAAGAGACACAUCAGAAGAAGAUAGAAGAUCUACAAAGGCAGCACCAGCGGGAACUGGAGAAACUCCGGGAAGAGAAAGACCGCCUGUUAGCGGAGGAAACAGCUGCUACCAUAUCAGCGAUCGAAGCCAUGAAGAAUGCUCAUCGGGAAGAAAUGGAGCGGGAGCUAGAGAAAACACAUCGCUCACAGAUCAGCAGUGUCAAUUCAGAUAUCGAGGCCCUCAGGAGACAGUACCUGGAAGAGUUGCAAUCAGUCCAGCGGGAACUGGAAGUCCUUUCAGAACAGUACUCUCAAAAAUGCUUGGAAAAUGCUCAUUUGGCUCAGGCUUUGGAGGCGGAGAGGCAGGCCCUUCGCCAGUGCCAGAGAGAAAACCAGGAGCUCAAUGCACACAAUCAGGAGUUAAAUAACCGCCUGGCUGCGGAGAUCACUCGGUUACGAACGCUACUGACUGGGGAGGGUGGUGGAGAGGCUGCUGGUUCGCCUCUCACACAGGGCAAGGAUGCUUAUGAAUUAGAGGUCUUAUUGCGGGUCAAGGAAUCAGAAAUACAGUACCUGAAACAGGAAAUCAGCUCUCUCAAGGAUGAGCUGCAGACAGCACUGAGGGACAAGAAGUAUGCAAGUGAUAAGUACAAAGAUAUCUACACAGAGUUGAGUAUUGUGAAGGCCAAGGCAGACUGUGACAUCAGCAGGUUGAAAGAGCAGCUAAAAGCAGCCACGGAAGCACUGGGUGAAAAGUCUCCUGAAAAUACCACAGUGUCGGGAUAUGAUAUCAUGAAAUCUAAAAGCAAUCCUGACUUUUUGAAGAAAGACAGAUCCAGUGUUAGCCGUCAAUUAAGGAAUAUCAGGUCAAAGAGUCUGAAGGAAGGCCUGACUGUGCAAGAACGUCUAAAACUCUUUGAAUCCAGGGACUUGAAGAAAGACUAGUUGUAUCCCAUUCAACUUGAACACACAUCCCACCUGGCUUGCAGCAGCACAACACAAGCGCUGAUUUUUGUCUGUACCGUAUUUUAUUAUUAUUGUUAUUGUUAUUGUUAUUAUUGUCAUCAUUAACUGUAUGGAUGGAUAAGAGACUGAUUUAUGGAUUGUAGUUCACACCACUUCCUGCUGUGUUGUUUCCUUCAACUCCUCCCUCCCAACAUCUUAUCAAAUCUUUUCUUCCACUGUAUUCUAGAAAUUAGUAAAUGAUUUAAGGGGGGGAGGAAGGCAAACAAUCUAAUUUCCCUCCCAUUCUAGCAGCCUGUAUUAGAAUUCUUUACUUUACUGUAAUUCAUUACACUAAGUGUCAGUAUUAAGGCUCAGCAGCCUAUUGAUAAGCUAGCUCUGUCUUACCGAAUGUAUUGGUAUGGAAACAGGGCCCAGUUGGCGUAUCUAGCUCUGCUGCUAACUGGCAGUGGUUUGGUGCUUCUAUGCACUUUGAGCCAAGUACGCCAGGAGUUAGUCUUAACUCUUGUUUCUCUGAGGUAAAGCCUAAAGACAUUCUGUUUCUGCCUAGAUUUACAGCACUGACCUACUGGAGAGAAAUUAGAGGGGGAGUUGGAGAGGAGAGGUGGUUUGUAUCCCUGAUUCUGCCACCCUUGAUCUCAACUCUGACAAAAGGUUUUUUGGGGGGUGGGGGGAGUGGGGAGCGGAAAUGAUGGCAUUUUGUACUCCUUCUACUAAUGCAGCUUAGAACCACACAUCCCAGAAUAUUGUGGCAAAGUACUACAACAGAAUUGUUGAAACUGAUCGUUCCUAAUUCUUGUUUGUUUUUUUUUUUUUAAUUAAAUCUUGCACAAAACACCAGCUCCCCCUCUCAUUACUUCCUCCGAUCGUUCUUAUGGUAUUUUCAGUGACCACUUACUUUUCAAAUGUGGAUUGUCAUUUUGCAUUGUGAUUCUAUCUAUCAAUGAAAAGUGUCUAUUCUAAAAAUUUAACCUCUUUUGAAAUUUCUCCCCAUAUAAAGCAUGUCUGUGUAGUUUGUUGAAGGGAGGGAGGGGGAAGGAACAUGAGGAAGUGGUGACUAUUGGAAUGUCAUUUAAAAAAAAAUUAUUUCUAAAUUCAACUGAGAUCACUAGUGACUACCCUCACACAUACUUAAAAAAAAAUCCUAGUCAGAAUAAGACAAUGCUAACAAUUUUGAAUGACAUUUUAAUACCUUGUGAGUUAGACUGGGUUUGUUAAGGUCAAUUCAAAAACAUUAGGACUAAUAACUCUACAUUAAGUUUAGAAUUAAGCAAUACUUUACCCCUAGUGAGAACUAGUCACAAAAAUAAGAAAAGUCUGAAAUAAGGUCCUUAUGGAUUCAUCCUUUUUCCUCCUUCUUAGAGCUAACUUGACACCUAUAUUCCUAAAUGUCCUCUUUCAAAAUGUGUUUUAGCUUUCCAUGGCCCUAAGUACUGGGUUUGCCACCCUGAAUUUGAACAGAGUUUAUAUGGCCAACCUGUUAUAACAAGCUUCUAUCUGGCAAAUGGAUAGGUGACUUAGAAUAAAAAUAUUAUUAAAACCAUUCUGCUCAACUUGCUUAAAAAGACUGAGUAAAACAUGGUAACCUAGGAAAGCACGCUAAAAUACCAAAUUAUAUGGAUGGGGUGGGGUUGGGGUUUGGGGGUAAUGGCCUUUAAUUAUACAAACAUUCAACUUAUUCUUCUCUUACUUGAACACUUUAAACCUCCAACCCCAUUCACACUAUCCAUUCACUUCCUUUCUCCUAAAUAACUCUUCCAACUUCUAAAUGGUUAAUAGAGAUAGUCUCUGCCCAUCAUUAUAUCACAGGGAAGGGUGAGUUUUAAUGCUACUUAUCGUAUGUAGUAGAAACAGAGAAUCAAAUAAUAUUUUUUAAAAUCUAUAAAUCAAAAACCACCUAGAGUGGCAGAGCUGCUACAGAUGCAGAGUGUGUGUGUGUGUGUGUGUGUGUGUGUGUGUGUGCGUGCGCGCGCGCAUGCUGUGUUCCACAUCACAUCUUUUGAAUAUUCAAAAGCUAGAAUUCUUUUUGUAGGCAGGAAAUUAUUUCCUGCUAUGUCUAAAACAGUAUUUUACUUCCAUCUGCUAGCACUAGUAGUAGAAUCCCUUUUGAAGUAGGCAAUUGAAAGGAGGUGGUGUCCAUUUCUUUUGGUGUAGUGCUGCUUGCAUUCACCUCUAAGAACAUGUGGCCUUUUUGAGAGUUAGGCUCUCAAAUCAUCUUAGGACAAAGGAGGAAGUGCAGCAGAAAAGAAUAUAGGGUUUUGUACCAGGAGACAAACUGAAUCUUAACCUAAGGCACUGCCGAGAAUAUUUACAAUUUUGCUGUGUUGUGUGUAUUGUUUAUUUUCUUCUCUAAGAAAAUCAAAGUUACCUGCAUGUGGAAAUUUGCAUUUUGUUCUGCUUCUUCUAACACCUAACAGAUUUGACCUAAGCAAAUUAAGUGAACAUAUGUGGAUGUCAUUUCUUUAGGUUCCCAGCCUCCUCAUUCUGAGAAGACUGCCAAGUAACAUUAUAGGAAGUGCUGUUAUUUGAGCUUCUCCCCCCACCCCCAACUUAUCUCAAAAAGUAGCUGUUGAAAGGGAAACACUUGUUCAACCAUCUAGUCAUGCAGAAGGGAGUAGAAUAUCUAUGCUUAAUAACAAAAGAGCACUUCUUUUAUGGCCUUUCCCUGCCUUAGAUUCAGUGUGACAAAUAGCUAUUAAAGCACCUACACUGUAUCAGAAGACACUCUAUAUAUCAUUUGUGUCAUUCAUUAGGUGCUGAUGAGUUAUUUUCUUGUUGAGAUUUUUUUCUUUUUUUCUUUUUUUUUUGCCUAAGAUGCAAAGAUGAGAAAGAAUUUUAACUAGGCCACAAAUGAUCUUAUCUCUUCUGCUAAGAGAUGAGGAUGGCCUGGAUAAAAACACACAGACUGGUACAAUGUUUGUAAAUGUCUGUAAGACCAGGACCGAUCUACAUCCUUUCCCACACAGCUUCAUUCUCCUAUAUUCUGAAGGGAGAGUGUUGUUUUUUUUAAAUUAGGUUAGCUAAAAACCACUGUCCCUCAAUACUUCUCAUACAUUAAUCUAGGCAAGUAAAUCUAUUGGCAAACUAUUUAACAAUCCUAAUUCUAGAAAUUAGGCCCCCAAAAGCAUUAGUUAACUAAUUCUUGAUACUAGUGGGUGUUUUUUUUUUUCAUCUUUUUGAGAUAACUAUAAAAUAAGUACAUUCUGGAUUAUUUUAAACAAUCAUUUCACUUAGUGGGAGUUGAAAAUGACAGGGUAUAAGGAAUGUGAUUCAGCAGAUACAGGGCAUAUAUAUUUGGGAAAGUGAAUUAUGAAAUGAGAAAGUAUAAGAUGAAGGAUUAAUCGACAGAUGGAUAGAGAUAUAAGACAGUGAAACUGCUGGUAGUAUUCCAAAUAUAUUGACAAUUCUGGAUCAUGUGGGUUGCUACUAUCAGCAGAAAAAUGAACAAAUGAAAUAAAAAUAAGGAUUUUCUUUUGGCCUAAUGAACAAGAGUGAGGAAUGUCAUAACUGUUUGUGUACUAGAUGCUCUCAUCAAGUUGUCCAUGAGACAACAGCUAAGUUGUCUCAUAAGAAGCCUAACAAGAACACUAAAAACGCAAAGCUAGAUAAAAGACAUGAUGGCUUCAAAAAUUAGAGAUGUUGGGGCAGCUAGGUGGCACAGUGGAUAAAGCACCAGCCCUGUAUUCAGGAGGACCUGAGUUCAAAUCCGACCUCAGACCCGUGACACUUACUAGCUGUGUGACCCUGGGCAAGUCACUUAACCCCAAUUGCCUCACCAAAAAACAAAACAACAACAAAAAAUUAGAGAUGUUUUCUUUAAAUAAGGAAACCACUUUGCAAACUCUAAAAUACCAUGUCAGCUAGUAUUAUUCUAGUCAGCUAGUCAUUGGCAUUUAAUGAAAUUCAUUCACUCCAGAAGUAGAUAUAGCAAUGUAAUUUUUAGCAUGUUGAAGAAUUCUGAAAUAAUAACUAAAGACUAAAAACUAAACGCUAAUUCUCCAAACUACAGCCAUAUCAAGAUUAUCUUUUUAGACCCUAAUUUUAUUUGGAAAGGGAGUAAAGGUAUUGCAAUCAAAGUCAGGGUUGUAGUCCUGGCUCUACCACUAACUAGCCAAGGCCUUGGGCAAGUCACUUCUUUAAUAACCUCAAAGUUAUCAUUGGCAUGUAUAUGAUUUAGAAUAAAUGAAAUAAUCAUUUAAAUAGGCACAGAUACCACAUGUAGAGAAAUAUAAAACAUAGGUAAUCAGAUCUAUAAUUCCUAUGUUUAAGUUAAGGUGGGCCAAACUGAAAGUUAAUAAAUAAGAAGGAAGGUAUUGAAGUUCUGCAAUCACAUUUAACAUAAACUACAUAAAUGAUGACAAAUUACCUACAGAAGAAAGUAAAUAUCUAUUUUAUCUUCUUUCCAAAAUAUUGGACUUGGUUCUCAACUAGAAAUUAAGUUGUUGUUAGCCUCACUAAUCCAGUAAUUUUGGUCAUCCUGAAACGAAGAUACAGUCCCUGAACUAAGCAAGCAUCAAGGAAAACUUAUUUUUAUCCCAUCAGGGAAGACAACAGAUGUCCGAGAAGGAACACUGACCUGAUAAGCACAGCAGCCUGUGGUUGUUUUUAGGUGUACAGCAAAUAGCCUUUUUACCACAAUAAAUUCUCAAGGACACCAAUGUUGAUUAUUAAUUACAUUUAAUGUCCUCUGUUUUCAAAGUCAAGGGAAUAAUAGCCAUUGUUAAUGAAAACCUUUAGAUUAUUAAAAAUUGAUACUUAGCACUUUAGUAAACUAGAAAAUUUCCUAGGUAAACGAGGCAUUACAAUAUUAAAUGGAAGAAUCUAUAGGUAUAAGUGGCUUGCUCUUCAGUUUAUGCUUCAUAAUUCAAAUAAUCACUAUUUGACUGAAAACAGACCUGUUUCUGUUUACUGUUGAUAUGCACGUAUUAGCCAACCCAAGAAAUGAUUCAUACUUACUCAAAAGUUUUCAGUUUUUACCUGCUAAUAGCUUCCCUAGAGUCUGUUAUAGUAAAGGGGUGCUGUUUUGUUUCUAAAUUUCCCCCACCAUGGAAUCAGUUUUUGUCAUUUUUCCAUUCCAUUAAGAGUAGAAAUAUACUGACUAAAAUAGAUCAUUUCCAUGUAGAAUAACCCAAACAGUUCUUAAAGUCAACCAAAAAUAAUGCUUACAAGAGAGCCUGCUCAAAUGCUUACUAUAUUUCCUUUUUAUAAGAUAGCUUGAAAAUUAAUUUUCACUCUGUUCUUUUUCUUUGUCCCAUUAUGAAACCUACACUUUGAAUAUUCGUGGUGAAAAGUCAUAUCCCCCAACUUUUACCUUCAUAAAAAAUACUCAUGAUUCUUCUCCACAAAAAAUUGGGGUGAUUUUUAAAAAGAUGAAUAGGCUCAUUAUAAUAAAUUACUGAAAGUGAGCUAUUGCUUAUGGGUUCUCGAUCUCACGGUAUAGUAAGAAUGAGCAAGCUCUAAAUUUACCACUGUAAUAAAAUGUUUUUUUCUCCUUCCGUGUCAACAAAACAGUCCUUUAUUCCAUACCAUCUGUACCCCAAAACCCCUUUUUUAAAAAUUAAGUUCAACUACUCUUUCUACUUUCAAACUCUGAAGUCAGUUUAAAAAAAAAUUAAAAUCUAACUUUCUCCUACACCUUUCCCCAAAAUUUACUUUUACAUUUACUUGCUGUGCCCAGAUACCUACCUGUUCCAUAGUGGAUUGUCAGUACAGAAGCUGUACUAUCUGAAAUGCCCUUAAGGGAAGAAACAAUAUAUGUGUGUAUAUGUUGGGGGAAAAUUACACACUUAUAUAAACACUGUUCUUUUUUGCAAGCUGCUAUACUUUACAUACUUUAGUACUGAAAGAAGCAGAUUGUUUUUAGAAAAAAAAUUUCUUUGAAUUCUCUGAUAGGAAAUUACAUGAAUCUUGAAAAAAAAAAGAUGAAAACAUUAGCAUUUUCAGGUUUUGUCUAUUAUGACUUUUUUAAAAAGGGCUUUUUUGCGGGGAGGGAAGUAGGGUGUUUGGACAAGAACCUAUUUCUUAUAAUAAAAGAACAGAAUUACUUUCUGCUUUCUUAGCAAAAAAUAAAAUUAACAGAAGAACCCUUUCCAUUAUAGGCAAAUCACUGACAUGAAAGCAGCAUGAUGAAAUAUUAUUUUGUUUAAGAUGCAUCCUUAAUGUAAUUCCAUCAGACCACUGCAUUUCUGUGGUUAAUAUAGAGUACCUAUACAUCGUGAACAUUUAAUCUUAUGCACGCUCAUUAUAAAUUGCAUUUUCUCUUUCUAAAGACAGCUUUGUCUUCAAAAUAACUUAAAAUCUGUAUAGUAUUCAAAGCACAUGCUGUAAAUAUUUAUUACUUGGAAGUUAGUAGAAAGGGUUUUGUGACUUAUUUUUAAAAAAAAAAUACAGAUGGUUCCUUUUUAAGAUUGGAAAAAAAGCUUUGGGUAUGAUGCUGAAUGAACCCAGAAUUAUGAUAGUUUUCAAUAACUUUUAAAUAUCUUUUAAAAUUCUUUGCUGACAGUUGAUUUUUGAAUAUACUUGUCAAAUAUAUAGUAUAUCUGAAAAAUAUGAUCCUGCAAAGGUUCAUUUUUUUUCAUUGAAAGAACUCAGUAAUGUACUUAAUAUAUGUAGCAUUAACAACCCUCUUUGCAUAAAAUUUUUUAAAUGAAGACAAAAGUCACAUUUAGUGAAGCAAAGAUAGCUACAAUGUGACGAACUUUUUUUACAUAACUUGAAAAUGUUACAAGAAGGUAAAGUAUAAGGUAUAAUUUUAAAAUCAGGGAUGCAAUUCUAUCAUUUCUCCAAUAUUCAAGAUUAUUAGAUAGGUUAUAGAUUUACCAUAUCUUUGGUUGUAAUGUUUAAUAAAUACCAUGUUGUAAGAUGAAACUUAUUAUGUAUAAGCAUUAUUUCCAAUAUACUGUUUUAUGUCACCUCAAUGUAAAAGUGACUUAAUUGCAAUACAAAUUAUUUUGGAGAAUUGAAGCUAAAAUAUAAGAUGACCUGGGAGAACAUUAAAUAGCCCUAUUUUAUGCAAAUGAGUUUCCUCUACUGUAGUGUCCCUGGCCUGCACUUUAAAAUAAACUACCACAGCUGAAUGAAGUUAUAGAAGUCAGUAAGAAAUCUAGCCAUCAGAUCCUAGCUGUCGAGUUUAUUGCAAGCAUUUACUUCCCUUAUUUCUCCUAUAGCAGGGGUUUGUAAUCUUUUUUGUGUGAUUGAUCCCUUUGGCAGUCCAGUGAAGCUUAUGACCUCAUUUUAGAAUGUUUUAAAAUGCGUGAUAUAGGUAGAAUUUAAAAGAAAACAAUUAUAUUUAAAUACAAUUACUGAAAUAUUUUUCAAGUUCAUGGAAUUAAGAAUUUGUGUCCCAGAGAAAGAAAGAGGUUGGACAAGAUAGAUAAGUUCACAAAUAGGUCCUUGUAUAUUCAUUAUUCUAAAAGUAAUGUAAAUAAAUCUUGGCUUGAAAGCUUUUAGAAUUCACUUCCAUCUUUGACUUGCCUGCUGACUUAUUCUUACAGUAAUUCAAGACCAAGAGUUAAGUAGUGAGAGGAAAUCAUCUGAUUUUCUAAGUAAUAUUUAUAAAAUGGUAAGCAGUGCACUGUGACACUUAGAAAUGAUAUAGCUUUAUCUUUUUUCCCCUCUUCUAUAUCCUCUUCUUUUUAUCCAUUUUUUCAACAUACCCUGCCUCAUACUUAAUGAAAAUAGUAAUCAAUUAGGAUAGAUACCUUAAUUGAGAUAUUAAGUUGAUGGGAUUUAUAGCUCUGACGUAUAUGAACUUCUAAGAGAGAAAAAAAUUAUCUGCUGUAACAAUAUACAUUGGAAAUAAUCCAUAAUACUUAUCCAUGCCUAAAAUGAUCUUAAAACUCAUAAGCCACUGCUAACACCCAUGCAUGUGUGUAUGAUUAUGCAUACACACAGACAGUAGUAUACUUUACAUAAUGAUUAAUUAUUGCACUAAUAUUAAAUGUUCUGUGCACUAGAUUUAAAAUUUUUUGGAAAAUGAAACAGGUCCAGGGAAGAAACACCAACUGACCAUAAAGCUUAUCAUCUGUAAAACAGAUAUGAGGUAAAACUCAUGUGUGUAUACACACACACAUAUGUUUCACCCCACAUGGUCUAUAUACCAACCUCUGUCAGAUUUCCUUUUAAAAAUAUAGUAAAGGAUGCUGAUCUGCUUAAUAAGGCUUCUCUCCCUCCUUUCCUUUUCCAGUCAAUGCAAUCCUUUGUGCUUUUUAAAAGCCACUGUUCCUGAUCAACUGUUCACUGUAAUUAAAACAUUACUUUGUCACAAUAUUUAUUCCUUAAACCUUCUGUGACAUGCUAGAUUCCUGUGGAUGUAGCUGAUCAUUUUUAUUUUGUAAAUAUUACCUAACUUUACAUAAACUAUAUCAUAAUAAACUAUUUUUG
Dromiciops gliroides (monito del monte) is the source of this 16426-nucleotide messenger RNA. It is a transcript of the gene MPRIP, whose product is annotated as myosin phosphatase Rho interacting protein. The record is from RefSeq and is a predicted model, not a curated record. Gene Ontology annotation, cellular component: actin cytoskeleton. Lineage: Eukaryota; Metazoa; Chordata; Mammalia; Microbiotheria; Microbiotheriidae. Gene Ontology annotation, molecular function: actin filament binding. Gene Ontology annotation, biological process: actin filament organization. Bases 707 to 8026 code for a protein of 2439 amino acids. The transcript is spliced from 24 exons.